Messenger RNA from Labrus mixtus (cuckoo wrasse), 8198 nucleotides. RefSeq names its product fibronectin 1b (gene fn1b). Gene Ontology annotation, molecular function: integrin binding; proteoglycan binding. NCBI's taxonomy places the organism in Eukaryota, Metazoa, Chordata, Actinopteri, Labriformes, Labridae. The record is from RefSeq and is a predicted model, not a curated record. Bases 124 to 7506 code for a protein of 2460 amino acids. Gene Ontology annotation, biological process: heart development; cell-substrate junction assembly; nervous system development. Gene Ontology annotation, cellular component: extracellular region. The transcript has 46 exons.
GCACCGGCUGCGAGGUGGCAGCAGGGAACUGAAAUCAAGGGACAGAAACUACAUUACUCCAAGCUGCAUACGUUUAAGCCCUUUCAUACUUUACCUUGAAAUCCUUAUUUUUUUUCCUAGACAAUGACUAGUAGCCCGCUGACUGGGUUGCUGGUUGCGCUGUGCGUAAGCAGCGCGGUGCACGGGUUGCCAAAGAAGAGCAAAAGACAAACUGGCCAGUAUCAGGUGUAUCCUGAACUCCGCGAUGCAUCGGCCGUUUCUCCAGUCGGCUGUGAGGAAAACGGUCGCUCAUUCAGACUGAACGAGCAGUGGGAGAAACCCUACCUCGGGAGCACGCUGUUGUGCACCUGCAAUGGAGCAGCAGGCAUCAAGUGUAAAACCAAGCCUGAAGUGGAGGAGACCUGUUUUGAUAAGUACAAUGACCGGACGUACCGGGUCGGGGAAACCUACGAGAGACCAAAGGACGGGAUGAUGUGGGACUGCACCUGUAUCGGUUCGGGUCGAGGAAAGAUCAGCUGUACCAUUGCAAAUCGUUGCCAUGAAGGUGGCAGGUCUUAUAAAAUCGGAGACACCUGGCAGAGGCCUCACGACACUGCUGACUCCAUGUUGGAGUGUGUGUGUCUCGGAAACGGCAAAGGAGAGUGGACCUGCAAACCUGUCGCCGAGCGAUGCUUUGACAACAGUGUUGCAUCAUCAUACAUGGUGGGGGAGACGUGGGAGAAACCGUACCAGGGCUGGAUGAUGCUGGACUGCACCUGUCUGGGAGAAGGAAAUGGACGAAUCACAUGCACCUCAAGGAAUCGUUGCAAUGACAAGGAAACCCGAAGGUCACAUCGUAUCGGAGACACAUGGACAAAGACAGACACAAGUGGACAGAUCCUGCAGUGUCAGUGCUUAGGGAACGGCCGUGGCGAGUGGAAGUGCGAGAGACACAAUGCAGUCCGAACUGCAGGUACUGUGGUGGUGACCCCACAGACUCAGCAGCUGCCAGAAGGGACUUGCCGCACAGAAUCUGGAUCGACAUACAGCGAUGGACAGCGCUGGUUCAGAAGUCAGGGCAGCAAGCACAUGAUCUGUACCUGUCUGGGCAACGGAGUCAGCUGUCAGGAGUAUGAGGCCAGGAACCAGGCGUACGGUGGCAGCUCUAACGGCCAGCCCUGUACCUUCCCAUUCGUCUUCAUGGGAAAGACUUACUACUCUUGCACUUCAGAUGGACGCACAGACGGGCAGCUCUGGUGCUCUACAACCUCAGACUACGAGGCAGACCAGCAGUACUCGUUCUGUACUGAGAAGAAUGUCAUUGUGGCAACAAGAGGUGGAAACUCCAACAACGCUCUCUGUCACUUCCCCUACCUCUACAGCGGACGCAACUAUACCGACUGCACAUCUGAUGGGCGCCGUGACGGAAUGAGGUGGUGCGGUACCAGCUAUGACUAUGACAACGAGCAGCGCUUUGGAUUCUGUCCCAUGGCUGCCCAUGAGGAGUUAUGCACUACCAACGAUGGAACGAUGUACCGUGUUGGCGACAAGUGGGACAAACGCCAUGAUGUCAUGGGUCACAUGAUGGAGUGCACAUGCCUGGGAAAUGGCAGGGGGGAGUGGAACUGUGUCGCUCACUCACAGCUGCGAGAUCAGUGUAUCGUUGAGGGCUACACCUAUGAGGUAAACCAGGAAUUCUCCAAGCGCCACGACGAGGGCUACAUGAUGAACUGCACCUGCUACGGACAGGGACGUGGACGCUGGAAGUGUGACGCUAUUGAUCAGUGUCAGGAGCCACAAACCAGGACGUUCCAUCAGAUCGGAGAGGUGUGGGACAAAGCCAUCCAUGGAGUCCACUAUCGCUGUUACUGCUACGGCAAUGGGAACGGAGAAAUGAGAUGUGAACCUCAGCAAACCUACCAAGACGGCCACAGACCCGUCCAGGUGAUCAUCACAGAGGCAGGAAAGCAGCCAGACUCCCACCCCAUUCAGUGGAACCCUCCCUCAUCUGCGCACAUUACCCAGUACAUCCUCAAAUGGAGAAUUAAAAAUAACCGUGGACCAUGGCGGGAGGUGACCAUCCCCGGCCAGCACAACUCCUACACCAUUGGCGGGCUCCGUCCAGGCAUCACUUACGAGGGUCAGCUGAUCAGCGUUCUGCGCUACGGAAACCGCGAGGUCACACGCUUCGAUUUCACCACCACCCAUGGUUCUUUGGAAACAUCGGAGGGAGAGACGACUGUGCCUCCUCCCGUGAUGGACACCUCUGAGUCUGUGACAGAAAUCACCUCAAACAGCUUCGUUGUGUCGUGGACUUCAGCCUCUGCUACCAUCUCCGGCUUCAGGGUGGAGUAUGAGCUCAGUGAGGACGGGGCUAAGCCAAAAAUUCUGGAUAUUCCUCGCACGUCCAACUCUGUCACCAUCUCUGAACUCCUGCCAGGACGCAGAUACAACGUCAAUGUCUACGAGCUCCCAGAGUCUGGACAGCCAAACCUCAUUCUGACCACCUCCCAGACCACAGCCCCUGACAGUGUUGCUCAGCAUGUAGUCGAUGAGGUGGGAGAGUCCUCCAUCAGAAUCAGCUGGUCCAGACCUCAGGCUCCUAUCACUGGUUACCGUGUGGUGUACACGCCGUCAGUGGAGGGCAGCAGCACUGAGCUGACCUUGACGGACUCAGAGACCUCAGUGAACCUGGUCGACCUUCACCCCGGAGUCCUUUACAACAUUAGCAUCUACGCCAUGAAGGAGGACCAGGAGAGCGAGCCUGUGUUCGUACAGGUUAACACUGCAGGAUCUCCUCUACCAGAGGAGGUCCCGGCACCCACAGACCUGCAGUUUUACGAGGUUACAGAUGUGAAGAUCACCAUCACCUGGACCGGCCCACCCAGUGAGGUGACAGGUUACAGAGUGACCUACUCCCCUGUUGGUCCUGACGGCACUGAGACCAGACCUCUGCCGCUGCCCACCUCACGCAACGCUUACGCCGAUAUCACCCACCUGCACCCGGGAACCCUGUACCGCUUCUACAUCUAUGCCAUCAACGGUGGCGUGGAGAGCGAGCCGCUGGUGGGAGAAAGGUCAACCAAGCCUGAUUCGCCCAGCAAUUUGCAUUUCACCGACCUCGGCCCCGACAGUGUGACAGCUACUUGGAACGCUCCUCGUGCCGUCGUCACUGGCUACCGUCUCUUCCUGAGCAUUGGGGGAUCCAACCCGAUCGAGAAGAGGAUUCCGGGCAGGGUCACCCAGUUCCCACUGAGGAAUUUACGCCCAGACACCCAGUACACCGCCACCCUCCACUCUGAGCUAGACAAUGAGCUCAGCGAGGGCAUCACUACAUACUUUGCCACAACCCCACGGAUGGGAAAUGCUCCUCCUUUCAGCACCGAGGUCACUGAUGCCUCCAUCAUCAUUACCUGGAUACCUGUCCGCAGGUUCAGCUACAAGCUCUCUGUUCUACCAAGCCAGGAAGGCGAGUCUCCCAAAGAACAAACCUCGGACUCUGGACGUAUUUUUAUCCCUGAUCUGAUCCCUGGAACUCAGUACACCUACAGCGUUCAGCCAAUCUUUAAUGGGCGCAACCAAGGACAACCCAUCACUCGCAACGCUUUCACCUCUCUUUCUCCUCCCACUGACCUCAGAGUCCAGUCCAGCCCGGACACAGGAGAUCUGAUUGUCCAUUGGGUCGCCUCCACAACACCAGGCAUCACAGGCUACAGAGUGACAAGCACUCCAGUCAAUGGCCAGCGGGGAAACUCCCUGGAUGAGCUGGUUCGAGCUGAUCAAACCUCAAUCAGGCUGGAGAGCCUGAACCCUGGAGCUGAGUACAACAUCAGUGUGUUCACUAACAAGGGCCAUUUGGAGAGUGUGCCUGUGUCUACUAUAGUCACACCAGGCAUCCCAAAACCAAGUCGCAUAGACUUUGUCGACAUCACUGACACCACCAUUGGCCUGCGCUGGACCCCUUUGAACUGUUCUACCAUUACUGCUUACCGGAUAACCGUAGUUGCGUCUGGCGAGAGCUUGCCAAUUUUUCAAGAUAUGGUGGAGGCGUCUGCUGGUUAUUACACGAUUUAUGGUUUGGAGUCGGGCGUGGACUAUGAGAUCAGCAUCUUCACUGUAACAGAGGAGGGGGAAAGCGAGCCGACCACACACACAAAGCAAACACACGCUGUCAUUCCAGCUCCAACCAACCUGCAGUUUAACGGUGUGGGUCCUGACCACAUUAGGGUGACGUGGGCAGUCCCCCAUGUGGCCACACCUAGCGACAUCUCCCGCUUUGUCAUCCGUUACCACCCUGCUGCAACCGAUGACGACAUCAGGGAGGUUAAUGUUGGCGGAGCAACGAACACCUUUGUGCUGCAGAACCUGCUGCCCAACACAGAGUACCGCAUCAGUGUUGUAUGUGUGUAUGGUGAACAAGAAAGUCAACCAGCCACAGGAACUCAGAGGACAACUCUGGACUCUCCUACUGGCCUGGACUUCUCGGACAUUCGCACCACCUCCUUCACCAUUCACUGGCUGGCUCCAACUGCUGCCAUUACCGGAUACCGUGUUCGCUACCAGGGGACGAGCGGUGGGAGGGCCAAGGAUGAGAGGCUUCCCCCUACCAGAACCUACUACACUCUGACCGGACUGACACCAGAGACUGAGUAUUUGAUUUAUGUGUAUGCUGUCAGCAACAGUCAGGAGAGUCAGCCGCUGACUGGAACACAGGCCACCAUCUCUGAUGCUCCCACUGACCUGGAAGUAACAUCGUCCACUCCUACCAGUAUCACCAUUCGCUGGGACGCACCCUCUGUCACAGUAAAGAACUACAAGAUCACCUAUGCAAGCACAGGUGGUGAGACUCAGGAUUUCACAAUCCCUGGCACUCAAACCACAGCCACCAUCACCGGUCUCAACCCGGGCACCGACUACAGCAUCGGAGUCAUCGCUGUAAGCGGAAGGGGGGACAGCCCGCCCUCCAACACCCCGGUCUACAUCAGACACACUACUGACACCGAGCCCCCCACUGACAUGAGAUUAACCGAAGUCACUGACAACGCCAUCACAGUGCGCUGGACUCCUGCUCAGGGACCAAUUACAGGCUACAGAGUAACCAGUGUCCCAAAGAAUGGCCUGGGACCCUCAUACUCUGAGGUGGUGGCCCCUGACCAGACAGAGAUUACCUUCACAGGUCUCAUGCCCACUGUUGAGUAUGUAAUCAGUGUCUACGCUCUGGCAAAUGAUGGACAGCCUUCUUCCCCUGUGGUGGAUAAUGCUAUCACUGCCAUGGACCGUCCCAAAGACCUGACCUUCUCUGACAUCGACUCCACCUCCAUGCGCAUCACAUGGGACAGUCCAGACGGCACAGUGACGUCAUAUCGCGUCUUGUACUCCAGCCCAGAGGAGGCGGAGAGAGAUCUGCGUCCAGCGCCAAGAGGUGACCAGGACAGUGUGCUGAUCAGAGGCCUUCGCCCCGGGACAGAAUACACCGUGAAAGUCAUCGCUCUCCAUGGCCGCACACCCAGCAAGCCGCUCGUGGGAACCCAGGCCACAGUAAUCCCUUCACCGACUAGCCUGAUGAUCUCUGAUGUCGGCCCCUCCACCUUCACUGUGUCAUGGCGAGCCCCCAACGCAGGCCUGUCAGGAUACCGUGUGGUCGUCAUUCCCAAGACCAUCAACGGCCCGACUAAAGAGUUGAACGUUGCUCCGGACACCACACGUGUUGUCGUACCAGGACUCAUGGUGGCCACCGCGUACCAGGUGCAUGUCUAUGCUUUGAAGAACUCCGUCACCAGCAGACCGCUGACAGGAGAAAUGACCACACUGGAAGAUGUGAGUACUCCUCGGCGUGUGCGUGUCUCUGACGUAAAAGACUCCUCUUUCACACUGAGCUGGCGCUCCAAGUUGGAAACAAUCACUGGUUAUCUAAUAGAAGCUACACCAGUCAGUGGCUCUAACCCCAUCAUCAGCAAGAACAUCCCAGCGGAGACCAACACCUACACUCUCACAGGUCUGCAGCCAGGCACCAUAUACUCAAUUAGCCUGUACACUCUGAAUGGCGUCACAAGGAGCCCCCCAUUUACUCUCAUGAUCCAAACAGCUGAACCAGUGGUCCAGGCUCCCACCAGCCUCCAGUUCACAUCUUUGACCCCCACCUCCAUCACCUUCGCCUGGCAGCCACCUGCCACAGAGAUCACAGGAUACUACGUCACCUACGAGGAGUCAGGAAGGGGGCCUCGAGAGCUGACCCCGAGACCCCACGCUGGCCAAAACUACGCCACCAUAUCCGGCCUGAAACCAGCCACAGAGUACAUCAUUAAGAUUGUUGCCAUCCAGAACACACAGAGGAGCACACCUCUGGUUGGAAAAGUCAGGACUAACCCAGACUCCCUGCUCCCCCUGCCUCUGCCCCGCCCUGGCGGUGUAGGCGACAAGCUGGAUGUGCCUGAACCUGACCUGGACAAUACAGUCCAGGUAGUGGGCACCAAUGGCCAGGAUGGGCAUGGUGGUCAGAGCCAGCAUGUGGAGUACACAGAGUACAACAACAAUGGAGACAACAACAACAACAGAUAUAAUGGGAACAGUGGCAACCCACAGUAUCCCUAUGGGCAAGUACGUGAGCCCCUAGUCUUUGUGCCCCUUCCUGAUGCAGAGGGCCGCAGGCUGCCCAUCCUGAAGCUGAACUUUCCCAUCGGCUCCACCUUUGGUAACGAUACUGGAGUGCCACAGGAGGCCCAGACUCAGACCUCUAUCUCCUGGAAGCCCUACAAGCAGAGCAACGCCUACCUGGUGUCCUGCCAUCCUCUCACACACCAACAUGAGAAAAUGUUCCAGGUCCGCCUGCCAGACACAGCCACCACUGCAACCCUGAUAGGACUCACCCCUGGAGCCAACUAUAAUGUGAUUGUGGAGGCUGUGUUGGGUGCUCUCAAACACAAGAUUGUGGAGCAGGUCAUCACAGCUGGAAACACAAUCCCAGGGGGAGUUUCCUCCAGCAAGGACUCAUGUUACGAUGCCUUCACUGCAACCCACCAUGACGUCGGUGCUGAGUGGGAGCGGAUGUCUGAGACCGGCUUCAAGCUGUGGUGCAGGUGCCUCGGUCUGGGCAGCGGCCACUUCAGAUGUGACUCAUCUAAGUGGUGCCAUGACAACGGCAUUAACUAUCGCAUCGGAGAGAAGUGGGACCGCCGCGGAGACAAUGGUCACCUGAUGAGCUGUACUUGUUUGGGAAACGGAAAAGGAGAAUUCAAGUGUGAACCACAUGACUCGGUGUGUUACGAUGAUGGCAAAGCGUACCAGGUGGGAAACCAGUGGCAAAAGGAGUACCUGGGGGCCAUCUGCACCUGCACAUGCUUUGGAGGACAGCAGGGCUGGCGAUGUGAGAACUGCCGCAAACCAGGUGCUGAAGUCGAUGACAGUCUGCUUCGGCCUGUAAGAUAUGGAGACAACUCACUACAUAAACUGAACAUUCAUUGCCCCAUUGAGUGCCUCCGUCCCGACCUGCUGGCAGACGCCAUCGCUCCUCCAAAUCCUCGGGAGUAAAGGAUCCGUCCCGUUUGUCUCCCUCACUUACCAAUCGCUGCACUCUCAUCCUGUAAUGUAGAAGCCUUGCUGUCUGCAACCAAACUGAACUAACUGCCCAAUGACUUGGACACAUAUUUAGCUGAAGAUUUAAAGGCAAAAAUAGCCAUGCAGCCUGAUCAAAGAUUUUUUUUUUCUAAAGCAAGUCUUUUCACUGUUUAAUGUCAAGUCUCUAAAUUCAUACUGUUGAUAAAUGCAGACUCCAGACCUCUUCAUUCAUUGAGCAACGUCCCUCCAACUUGUUUGCCUUCUCAACAUGAGAAUUAGACAUUUGUCAGAAUGGCAUUUCGUUUCCUUUAAGGUAUACACACACAUUUCUUAAUCAAGGGCAGAAACUGUCAAAAAAACAAGGACUGUGUGAAAGAAUGUCCAUGUGUUUAAAUUGUCCAUGAAAAUGUGCUUUUCUUUUUUGUCUUUUCCGUAGCCCUCCUGAAGGGUCGCACUGCUUGUGAUUGACACGUUCGGAUUUCUUUCUUGUGUCUCUUUACUAAUUUAUCCCUGUAAUUGCAACGUGUGAAUGUGUGAACUGGGAAGUGAGAAUAUGAACUGUUCUAUUUUUGUACUUUGUUGUCGGUGCCAAAGUUGUUUCUACCUAUGACCAAAAAAAAAGUCCCUUAUUUUAAUAAAGCUGGAGAGAUCCUGAAACCUAACAA